Messenger RNA from Raphanus sativus (radish), 1971 nucleotides. RefSeq lists its product as uncharacterized. The transcript has 2 exons. The coding region runs from base 160 to 1764 and encodes 534 amino acids. The record is from RefSeq and is a predicted model, not a curated record. Lineage: Eukaryota; Viridiplantae; Streptophyta; Magnoliopsida; Brassicales; Brassicaceae.
UGGGGGAAAAAGCUGUAAACGAAAGAGUGAGAGUGUGAGACUUUCGUUAUCCUCCUCCAAAGACGACGGAUCCUUCAUCCUUCCCUCCCCCCCACAGAACUCUCCGACGUCGACCUCUUAAGCAGAGAACCUUAUAGGAGGAAGUCGUCUUCUUGUGUGAUGAAAGGGACCGGUACUGCAGCAUUUUAUUCUGCUUCUUCUGCUGAGAAUGUUUACUCCCCUCGUUUGAGUUGUGCUGUGAGUAGUGUUGGCGACAAGAGAAAGAGGAAUGAGCAUGGUGGCGGCUCAAACGAUGACAGCAGUGCUGGUCUCAAGUUUAACGACUUUGAGAAGCUGAGGAAAGAAGUGAACUUUACGGUUGGGCAGACUUGGGCUCUUUAUGAUAAAAUGGAUGGGAUGCCUAGCUUGUAUGCCCGAAUCCGAAAAGUUUCAGCUCCUUCCUUUGGGUUGAGGAUCACACACUUAGAGCCGGAUCCGGAUGAUGAGAGAGAGAUACUAUGGUUUGAACAAGACUUGCCUGUCUCUGCUGGGCAGUUCAGGCUUGGGAAGAACGAGAACACAGGAGAUCGUUCUAUGUUCUCACAUGUUGUUCACUGCAAGGAAGGAAGCAACAGUGGUCAUAUCACUGUUUCCCCGAGAAAAGGAGAGACCUGGGCGCUAUUCAAGAACUGGGAUAUCAACUGGUCUUCAGAGCCUGAUUCUCACCGCAAAUAUGAGUAUGAGAUUGUCGAGAUUUUGUCUGAUUACGCUGAUGGAACUGGUGUGUCUGUUGCGUUCUUGCAUAAAGCAAAAGGCUUUGCAAGUGUCUUCUUUCGAAUGGGAACUGGUGGUGAUGCAGACACAUUUCGAAUGGGAACUGGUGAUGAGGCAGACACAUCUCAGAUUCUUCCUCAGGAUAUAUAUCGAUUCUCCCACAUGAUCCCUUCCUUCAAAAUGACAGGCUUUGAAUCAAAACGCUUACCAAAAGAUGCUUAUGAGCUGGACCCAGCUGCGUUACCUAAAACAAUCGAAGAGAAGACCGUCCCUCCCCAUCUAAUCCCAACGCCUAAACCAGAAGCGCUCUGCUUUCCGUGUAAGUAUACGGGAAACGUUUUUCAAACAGGCCAGUUCUGGGCAUUUAGUUCACAUUACGAUUACAUGCCUCGGUCCUACUGUAGGAUUCAGAAGAUCACCGUAACUCAGGCAUUCGAGCAGAAACCAGAAGUGAAGAUGCACGUAUGUCGUCUAAAACCUACUCCAUUCCCUGAGGGUUUCAUCAGGUGGCAGGACAAGAGCAUGCCUGUUGGUUGUGGAACUUUCUCGCUGCCUAAAACUUGCUCAAUAUUCGUUCCAGGACACGUCUCACAUCAGGUAUUUCCUCAACCCUCCAGGGAUGGGAAUGAGUUCACCAUUCUGCCCAGGAUUGGCCAAGUGUGGUUGAUUUACAGAUCAUGGUUUCCUGACUAUGACGUCGAAGCAUUGGAAGGAAAGUGCUUGGACUAUGAAGUCGUUCAAGUUCUUGAUGACGCCUUGAACUAUAAGGUUUUAGCGUUAACGCCUGUGGAUGAAGAGAGUAAUAAAUUCUUCAGAGCAGCUAAGAGUAGGCCCUCUUAUCGUUAUGAGGAGGAUGGGACAGGUGUGGUAUUUACAAUCCCACAGUCGAAAAUUCUCAGAUUCUCUCAUCAGAUUCCUGCUUCCCGUGUAACCAAAGAGGUCGAUGGAGAGAUGGAAGUGCUAUUUGAAGUUGAUGAUAGCGCUAUACCUAGUUUUUGUUGUGACCUUUGAGGAAAGGACGUGAGGGAAUCAUUCCUUUUUGUUAGCUUUUGGUGCCCUUGGUCGGAGAUUUAAAGACUCCUAAACUUACUUUAGGCUUUUCUCCAUGGUUUCUAUGUUGUUGGUUUCAAAUCUACCUGAAAGCUUGACAAUGUAAGAAAAGACUUGCUCCAUGUGGUUUAAGAUAAGAAUGAAAAGUUUUAUUAGCAUUGAAAAUUG